Molecule: messenger RNA, 1185 nt
Organism: Nicotiana tabacum (common tobacco)
Lineage: Eukaryota; Viridiplantae; Streptophyta; Magnoliopsida; Solanales; Solanaceae
Source: RefSeq, a predicted model, not a curated record
AUGUUGUCUUGCAGGUAUUCAUGCUUUUAUAAUCACGUAUGCUCUCUGUGGAUAUCAUUUGGUGUCUAUGUUACCGGAGUUCUCUUCCAAACAGUAACUUUUGUUUCAUUCCUGCUCAUUUCUUAUGGAUACUGUAUAACGUGUGAGCGUCUUUCAAUACAAGAGCGCCGCAUGACAGCUGCUCUCGGAUCUAUUUUCUACUUGACUCUUGUCGGCUACAGAGCUUCUGUACCCUAUUUCUCUGUACUUCUCACACUUAGCUAUUUCAUUUCAUUUUAUGUAAUAUUCAACCACAUAUCACAGAACUUAGUAGUUCUGCAAGAACAAUUGACCUUUAUAGAAGAUGAGGAAAUCCCUGCAAUGCAUGAAGCAAUCUACACAAAGUACAUAAUGCUCAAAAAAUUUCAAAAUGCAAUGUUUAUGAUGGCAGUGGCAGAACUGGCGAUUCUGAUAAAUGUGGACAAUUCAAUACAUAACUACUGGCUCCGAUUGUUGGUUCGAGAAUGGGCACAGUUCUCUAUACUCUCUUACAUUGGGUGGACCUUCAGAUCAAAAGACUUGGCACCACGCUUUUCUGUUAUGCCUGUAAUAAAGUCUAUUGGAGAGAGAAUGGUGCCUCCCAUCUAUAGCAUUGAAAUGGAUGCAACUACUUUUAGAGACUUUAGUAGUCAUGGAUGGCACAUAGGGGUGCCAACUUCAUCCAAGAAAGGAAGCUUAAAAAGUUCAGUUUUAGUGGUAGUUCAGCACCCCCAUAUGUGUAGGUUGACACCACUUGACACUCAUUCUCAUAGAGUAGCUUAGCUACUUAUGCUGCAGAUGUAUAUUAUUCAAUUGUUGCCAAUCGGAACAGAAGCAAGCUUUCGGAUGUGGCAGAUCAACAUCCAUCAACUAUAGGAGCAGUAUUACGACCAGUAUUUUCUGUAAAUCCUUGUACACAUUUCUUCUGAGGAAACCUCAGAAGUUUUCGGCUGUAAACUGUGCAUUGUUCCCUGGGUAUUGCCUGCUUCAGGUAUAUCCAUUUUUGGUGGUAGAAAGCUUUUGCUUUGCUGCAAAGUGCAAACACACUGUUCCUCUAGUUUGCAGCUUUAUACUUAGUUCCUUAUUUUCGUUACUGCUAUUAUAGUUUCUGUGAAAAGAAAGGAACAUUGACUGAUUCAAGUAAUGAAUAUUCCUCAAGUAUCUGGA